Sardina pilchardus (European sardine) is the source of this 1041-nucleotide messenger RNA. Its product is annotated as olfactory receptor 52L1-like. Lineage: Eukaryota; Metazoa; Chordata; Actinopteri; Clupeiformes; Clupeidae. Gene Ontology annotation, molecular function: olfactory receptor activity; odorant binding; G protein-coupled receptor activity. Gene Ontology annotation, biological process: G protein-coupled receptor signaling pathway; detection of chemical stimulus involved in sensory perception of smell. The record is from RefSeq and is a predicted model, not a curated record. The coding region runs from base 1 to 1041 and encodes 346 amino acids. The transcript has a single exon. Gene Ontology annotation, cellular component: membrane.
AUGAAUGACUCCUUGAUUCCGGUUGCUGUUACUUUCACAGUCUAUAAGGAUAUGGGCUCACCCAAGCAUGUAUUAUUCACAGUUGUUUUGUCAAUAUAUUUUGCAACAGUAAUACUAAAUGUUUCACUCUUAUUGUUGGUGUACUUGGACACUUCCUUGCAUAAACCAAUGUAUAUUUUUUUAUGUAGCUUGAUAUUAAAUGGACUACUUGGAAGUACAGCUGUAUGGCCAAAGGUCAUUGUCAUCUUGGUGACAGAUGUCAAUACAGCAUCAUAUCAAGGCUGUCUUAUUCAAGUUUUUAUCGUUGGAAUCUAUGGAGCUUGUAAUUACGUAAUGCUUACAGUAAUGGCUUAUGACAGAUUUGUCUCCAUAUUUAAGCCAUUGCAAUAUCACAACAUUAUGACCCCAGUAAAUGUAACAAAGCUGUUGUUAGUAGCAAACCUAUCUUCAGUUGUAUUGGUAUGCAUUCAAAUGUUCCUGACUUAUCAAAUACCCAUCUGUAAAUAUACAGUACAUAGGUUAUUCUGUGAUAAUUUGGCUGUUGCUAGACUUUCAUGUGGUGAAAGUAACGUCAGUCGAAUCAGCAACAUGUACGGGUUAUGUACCAUUAUACUUUUAGUGGGCCUACCUAUCCUGUUGGUAUUAUCGUCAUAUGUUCAAAUUAUAAAGUUAAGCCUACAGGCUUCAAAACAAGCAAGAAAGAAAGCUUUUGAGACCUGCUCUCCACACAUACUUAUUUUUGUAAACUUUUCAUUGGCCUCAUUAUUCUCAGUAAUUUAUAAUCGAAUGAGCCCUCACUUACCAAGAGAGGCGAACAUACUACUGACGGUGAAUUAUAUCCUUCUUCCCCCAUUGUUACACCCAAUUAUAUAUGGCAUAAAAAAUCAGGAAAUCAGACAAAGUGUCUCAAGAAUUAGACGAAGAACUGAUUUUGCCCUGUCUGAGUAUAAGUUCAAGUGUAAAUUCUGUCAUGUGUUUAUUCGGUCUUUGGUUUUUUGUUUUUGUAUCAGAGACUCCAUCACUGACUGUAGGGAGCAAUGA